This is a messenger RNA of Drosophila montana, 915 nucleotides long. RefSeq lists its product as uncharacterized. The record is from RefSeq and is a predicted model, not a curated record. Bases 1 to 915 code for a protein of 304 amino acids. The transcript is spliced from 2 exons. Lineage: Eukaryota; Metazoa; Arthropoda; Insecta; Diptera; Drosophilidae.
AUGUUGUCCUUUAAAUUGUACACAAUUAAUCUGCAUAUUCUGCUGCUCCUAGCUGGCCAAUUGGUCACGUAUCCAGCAUUGGGAAAUUCAAAAAUUGACUUUAUCAACAAUAUCAUUGCGAAAGUUCAGAAGGAGAGGUUUGUGGAUACGCUCUUGGUCAUGAAAUGUCGACAGGACAUCAACUGCCUCUUGCAAGAGAUCAGUCCAGUUGGCCUAGCUACUCUACGCUUAGAUGAAAGGACCGUCUUCAAUGUAAAAAAGCUUUUCAAUAGCGAGGCCCUCGCUCUGGUUUGCAUGUCCAAGCUCGCCGACUCCCAGCUGCUCACGACACUAGCCCAGAAUCUCGAUCGAAUGAGAGAGACGCGAAUCGUAAUCUUGACGCAAAUUAUACCAUCCAAUCUUGAGGAGUUUUUACUCAUCGUCAGUGAGCAAGCGAAUGAAUACAACUUGGUUAAUUUAAUUGUGCUGCACUCAACUUCGUACGAUUUCGAAGGACCGAUCACUACAUAUCGUCUACAGCCGUUUCCGAGUCCGAUUUUCGAAAGUGUUGUGGACAUUAAUGACGGUCCUAUAUUUCCCAAGGUCUGGCUGAAUUUUCAUGGAAAGACAGCUGUUAUAUUGCCCGACCUGUUUCCACCUCGCAGCAUGUUGAAAACUAACCCACGCACUGGAGAGCAAAAGCUUUGUGGAUCCUCAGAUCGAUUUAUUAUGGACUUUGCGCAGAAACACAAUAUUAGCUUGCGUUUGCAGCAACCUUUAAGUGAGAUCGGGAGUAUGGACAUUAGCGAUAUCUUUGAUAUGACAAAAAAGGGUCUCAUUGACUUGCCCAUCCGACCCUUUGUGCAGACAGCGUGGACUAUACCAGCCAAUAUAGACUGGCGUUAUGGGACUCCCAAUGCCCUUCAGGCGAUAUAG